Messenger RNA from Acanthaster planci (crown-of-thorns starfish), 3590 nucleotides. RefSeq lists its product as uncharacterized. Gene Ontology annotation, biological process: proteolysis. Lineage: Eukaryota; Metazoa; Echinodermata; Asteroidea; Valvatida; Acanthasteridae. Gene Ontology annotation, molecular function: serine-type endopeptidase activity. The record is from RefSeq and is a predicted model, not a curated record.
ACAUCACCAAACCAGAUGGAAGAUUCUGUUUAAUAAGUUGAUAUAGUAACUAGUGGCCAAGGUCCAGAAAUAAGUUAACUUCCUGGAUCUCCAACAGGCUUUUUGUUCAUUACCGUUUUGAAAGGUUAAAUUCAAACUGAUAUCAACAAUAAUUUCAUUUGGUUUUGCCAUGAAUAACCUAAAAAUGUUGCUAAGUAACAGUGACGUCUGAAAGUCAGAUUAAGUUUAAAGACUUUGUUCCUUGUAUUUGAACUUUAUCAGAACCAUUUUGUAUUCUCCGGUAGCUGAUAACUAUAUAAUGCCCAUGUUCACUCGCCUACAGACAGUAGGCCUAACUACACACCCAAGACUCCAGGUAAAAAGUUAGAUGUCAGGGCUUUUGAAUACGUGUAUAUCGUGUCUUCAGUUUCAACUUCUGUUAAUUUGUGGCAGUUAGCACGCCAAACACGAAUUCUUUAUAAAGAAAACUGCUCUUUUAGAUAUAAAAAUAAACAUUUUCUUUUUUCAAAUCGGAGUCGAGACCUUCACCUAUUUUGUUUCUGCUACGUCCCAAUCCAGAUUUGGGCUUUAUGAUUUCUUCAUCUAUAAUCAUGAAGUUUCUGCUGCUGUUGCUGAGCGUGGUCCUGGUCCAUACUGGACUGGCUCCACUCCAUAAAUCAAAUCACCGGUCUGUUCCCGACAGCUGGAUCAUUAAGAUCAAGGAUUUCGACCAAGUGGACCAAGUUGCUGAUGACAUUAUCAGCCAGUUCGCUAGAAUUCGUAGCCCAAUCCCUUCAAUGACCAAGCUUCGUCAUCUUUUGCCUGUCAUUACAAUGAAAAUCCCAGCAUUCCUUCUCGACGAGAUCCGCGCCAUUGACGGCAUCGAGUACAUUGAAAUGGAUUAUAUCGUUCCGCUUGCUGCCUACCAAAACAAUCCACCGUGGGGCCUUGACCGCCUUGAUAGUCGCUCGGGAGUGGAUGGAUUUUAUAACUACAAUCCUAGUGUGCAGGGAAAGGGAGUGGAUAUAUACGUUGUGGAUACCGGGGUCCAAGUCACCCACAAGGCCUUUGGCGGGAGAGCCUCUGUGCUGUACGGACUGCCAGACAACCGCGGUCAUGGAACUCACUGCGCCGGCAUAGCAGCUGGUGACGUCUACGGGCUGGCUCGUGAGGCUAAAAUCUACAGCCUUAAAGUGUGCGAUCCAUGGUGCUCAGUAGGGGAUAUGGUUAAAGCAUUUAACGUUGCAAAGGCACACGGUGGCAGUAAAGGUGGAGUUGUGUCUGUAUCUAUCGCUGGACACAAAUACGCCGGUGCUCUCACCGAUGGUGUCAAUUUACUGUGGGCUAACGGUUACCUAGUGUCUUACCCUGCGGGCAAUGAGGGUAUCGACGCCUGCAUUAUGCAUCCACAAAAAGGUGACAAGCUCAUUGUAGCUGCAGCUUCAAAUAAGUACGACAAGCGACCAGGCUGGUCCACCUGGGGCCCCUGUGUCGAUAUCUUUGCGCCCGGCGUGGGCAUCCUAAGCGCUGCCUACAGCAAGGCCAGCAAUACCAGUUCAGUAGUCAUGAGUGGUACCUCAAUGUCUUGCCCUCAUGUGUCAGGUGUGGCUGCCCUGCAUUUUGGUCAGCAGGGUAGCAGUGCCACGCCUGCAUCAGUGAAGAAGGCCAUUCUGGACAGUGCUACCAAAGACGUCAUCAGUAACGCCAAUGGCACCCCUAACCGACUUCUUUAUGUCAAUUUCUAAGCGAUGAGUGCAGCCACUCGCCAGGAGAGAGAAAAAGGUGAACCUGCAAAGUAUCAUUAAUUCCAACUAAGGUAGAUUCUUCCAUUGGUCUGCUCAUACACAAAACGUAAUUUUCCUUUUAAAAUUCAAGUUUAAAACUUACUUUAAAGCUUUCAAAUGUUUUCUUCCGUGUUUGUUUGUGUGGGCAUCCUAUUCAAUACAUUAGAAACGUUUUGAAUUCAUCUGCACUGACAAAAUAACCUUGCGCCUAUCUAUCUUCAGUACAUGAAGAGAAAUUACUGGCGCAAGAAAUUGCAACACUACAAAAGGUCAUCAAUGUUAGUAAAAGCAUCUUUGUCAUGUUUAGUUUUUUCUCUUAAAUCUGCCCUCUUUCAGGAAGUUUUCUCUUGAACAUUUACAUUUUCAAGCAAAUACCAAGUUUCAGUUUCAAAGUUUAAGAAACUUAUUGACUGAAGGUGACAAUGCUUUUUAACUGUAUUUGCCUAUAAUAAACAAAUGAAACUUUGCUUUAAACACUGUUAAGUGUCGAAUUUGAAUGUCUAAAUGAAUUUGUUUUCUUCCUUUGUUGCAGAAAAUUAAGUACCAAAAUCACAUGUACAUUUACCUUUCAUUCUUUUGUUGUCCGUCAAGCAAUUUCUCCCUUGAAUAAUGUACAAGUGUGAAGAUAGGAGGUCACCGCUCAAGAGUUGCAACGGAAGACCAAGUAUUUUCAGAUGUUACCCAUAACAGAUUGGAUAACUUUCUGGAAAAAAUUCUUCAGAAAUGUCAAGACAAGAAAUGAUAUACUCCAACCAAUCAUUUGAUUCGGUUGAAUUUGUUCAACUAAACACUUUGUUGGUGAACGCAGUUUCAGUGAAAUGAAAUGCAUUGUGGUGCAGGAUACAUUGUUCACAUGCGUUCGUAAAAUCUGUUACCGCUGUAUAACGAAUUAAUUGUUGCCUUUUGUGACGGUUCCACCCCAGUGGAACUUUUACAAGUUCUUAUAGUCGUACAUUAACUUUUACAGCUCUUGCCUGCUGUGUAGGGGUCCAUGGUGUUUUGCACACCCAAGAGGCUGGUGGCUUCCGAGGCGGAACAUACACGCUCGUCAAGUGUGAGAACGCGCGAGUAGGUGUUGCACAGGGCGUUAUCACCACAAUGCGUGUAAUCACUAAUAUAAUCUAGAUGUCUUCAAUUUGCAGCACGACUUAGCUUAAGUAAACAAAAGCAAAAUAUCAGCUUCUGUCCUGCGACAUUGUUACAGUGGAGACAAACAAACAUGCUGCCUAUCACUUUGCCGUCCUGUCUCCUUCCCACCAUGACUUUGUAUUGAAUGGGUUGAUAUUCUAGCCGAUAACCGAUUUUCUAGGAGAAUUUUGAGGAGGCCCAUCCUGACUAGUUAGUGUUUUGCAAGUAAUAUUGAUAUUUUCUGUUGGAUUUGCGAUAACCUAAAAAUCGUUGCUAAGUGACAGUGAAGUCUUAAACACAGAAAUUAAUCUAGUUGAGUAUUUCAUUUCUUGUUUUCACAACGUCGCAUCAAAGUUCUCUGUAUCAGUUUCUCGCUGGUAUAAUAUCAAAUAUGGAGCAGAAUAACAAGUACGCGUAGUAUUGUUUAGUCUUUUCAAUGAGAUUCAAACGCCUUGGAAAUAGAAUUACUCAUGAAAUAUAAAAUGAAUAUAAUUGAAUAAGUGAUUUGCAAAUAAGGACAGCUUGUAAAUGUUUCUGUGUGAAGACUGGGUUGAUUUUGCAGUGGAUGAAAGGAAUUAAAACAGACUCGCGGACUUCACCCUAACAGUCCUCAGCCCUCCAAUUUCAAUAUGAUUUUUACACACCUCAUAGGGCUUCGGGGUAAUCAGUACAUGUACCAGAUCUACAGUGCCACUCAUA